Nerophis lumbriciformis (worm pipefish) is the source of this 3787-nucleotide messenger RNA. It is a transcript of the gene ada2b, whose product is annotated as adenosine deaminase 2b. Lineage: Eukaryota; Metazoa; Chordata; Actinopteri; Syngnathiformes; Syngnathidae. Gene Ontology annotation, molecular function: adenosine deaminase activity. Gene Ontology annotation, biological process: adenosine catabolic process; inosine biosynthetic process. The record is from RefSeq and is a predicted model, not a curated record.
UUUGUCAGACAAAAAUUUCCCAAUUAUGCAGCUGCUCUUAGCAUUUUGCUGACUUGUUGGGCAACAGACAAGAACAGUCAGUCUUUUAGGAGACGGCGGAGUGGAGACGCUGCUGCUCGUAUUUGUAAGUACUUUGACAAUUAUUGUACUAAUUCUAAUGUUCUGUUUUUUUUUAUCUUCUUCUGGUUACACUGAUUUGAUGCUAAAAAUGUUUUUUUUUGUCUUUUAAUUAUGUCUGUGUGGUCAGAAGUAGGAGGUGAACAGCGCAUCCCGGUGGUAGCCAUGGUCGGAGCCCCGUCACUCCACCAAGCGGCGACUCUCCUCUGGUUCUGGACAGUGGCUGUUGGGAUGCCGGACCUGACCAGGCGAGACCAGCUGAUGCGCCAGGAAGCCAGCCGACAGACGGGAGGCAAGGUGGCGCUCACUCCAGCCGAGCGUAGGCUGGAUGCCAGGCUUCGCCAAAUGAAAGAGCAAGAGAUGUCAGGUGACGUCUUCCCACCUGCCCUCCACUUCUUUAAGGCCAAGCCUUUCAUCCAGAGAAGCUCCAUCUUCAAGUUGCUGCAGGAAAUGCCCAAAGGCGCUGCCCUUCACGUCCACAGUUCCACUCUUGUGAGCGUGGAAUGGCUGGUGAAGAACGUGACGUACCGGCCGCACUGCUACGUCUGCUUUACGUGGGACAACUCUGUGCGCUUCAUCUUCUCCCAGCGACAACCUUUCCCACGCUGGGACUGCUUCCACUGGCAGCUGCUGCACACCCUCAGGGCCAAGAACGCAGACCCGGCUGCCUUCGACACCAGCUUGAUGCGGCAUCUAACGCUGGUCACUGAAGACCCCGAUGGCGACUACCCAAACCAGGACGUUGUGUGGGAGAAGUUUGAGAAGGCCUUCAUAGCUUUGGCCGGCCUGGUCAGGCACGCCCCUGUGCUGAGGGACUACUUAUCUCGAGGCCUUUAUGAGCUCCACCAGGACAACAUCAUGUAUCUGGAACUCCGCAGUGGUCUUUCCAAGGCGUAUGAGCUGGACGGAACGAUCCAUGACAAGAUGUGGACGCUGAGGACCUUCCAGGAAGUGACAAAGAAGUUUGUCAAAGAUCAUCCUGACUUUCUCGGAGUUCGCCUCAUCCUGUCAGUGCACAGAGCUUUGAGUGCCUCUGAGGUGAAAGCGGCAGUGAAGGAGGCCAUUGAGCUGCAGAAGUCGUUCCCUGAUGUGGUUGCAGGAUUUGACCUGGUGGGCAGGGAGGAUAGCGGCAGGCCGCUAUGGUACUUCCGGGACGCUCUUUCCCUGCCUGACCAACUGGGCGUCACGCUGCCCUACUUCUUUCACGCGGGAGAGACCAAUGAGGAAGGCACCGAGGUGGAUCAGAACAUUCUGGAUGCGCUCGUAUUCAAUACCAGCCGCAUUGGCCACGGAUACGCAUUGGCGCACCACCCAAUCGCUAAGGAGCUCUCCAGGAAAAGGAACGUGGCGGUGGAACUGUGCCCCAUCUCAAACCAGGUGCUGAAACUGGUGUCAGACCUGCGGAACCACCCUGCAGCGGUGCUCAUGUCCGAGGGCCACCCGAUGGUGAUCAGCUCAGACGACCCAUCCAUGUUCGGCACCACAGGCCUGGCGUACGACUUCUAUCAAGCCUUUAUGGGCAUUGGGGGCCUGAAUGCAAACCUGGGCACCCUGAAAGAACUGGCCCUCAACUCCAUCAGGUACAGCUCGCUGCCGGACCAUCUUAAGGACGCGGGUCAGGCCAUGUGGCAGAAGAAAUGGGACGCUUUCGUUUCAGCUCAGUCUUGAGCCACAUGGACCCUUUUUAUGCGGGAACAUUGAGCUUGUGAUGAUUGUCGGAGCCAUCCUUGUGGUCAUCUGUUUGAAUUGGACUUGAAGCCCCUCCUCGGUAGGAUGACAUAACCACCCGAAAGACAUUUGAUAAAUAAAUCUCCUUUUUUCUAUUUUAAAUAUUGCCAACCACAUAAAGUGUAUGCUAAGCUCACCAACUAAUGGCAGCCGGCAAAACUGUGUUGGAAUGUAAGACCACGUGACUUGCCAUGAGAGUCAUCUAUUGGUUAAUUAAUUUUUAAAGGCCUACUGAAACCCACUACUACCGACCACGCAGUCUGAUAGUUUAUUUAUUAAUGAUGAAAUCUUAACAUUGCAACACAUGCCAAUACGGCCGGGUUAGUUUACUAAAGUGCAAUUUUAAAUUUCGCGCGACAUAUCCUGCUGAAAACGUCUCGGUAUGAUGACGUCAGCGCGUGACGUCGCGGAUUGUGGAGGACAUUUUGAGACAACAUGAUGGCCAGCUAUUAAGUUGUCUGUUUCAUUGCAAAAUUCCACAGUAUUCUGGACAUCCGUGUUGGUGAAUCUUUUGCAAUUUGUUCAAUGAACAAUGGAGACAGCAAAGAAGAAAGCUGUAGGAGCGAAGCGGUGUAUUGCGGCCGACUUUAGCAACACAAACACGUUGUUUACAUUCCCGAAAGUUGACAGUCAAUCUUUACCAUUGGCCUGUGGAUAACUGGGACAACAGAGACUCUUACCAGGAGGACUUUGAGUUAGCUACGCAGACACGGUACCGUGAGUAUGCUUCCAAACAUUUGAUCGCUUGCCCGUACGUGCGUGCCGCUAUGUGCAUGUCACGUAAAUAAUUCAAUGUAUACACCCUGAUGAUUAUCUUGUGUGAUGACUGUAUUAUGAUGAUAGUAUAUAUGAUAGUAUAUAUCUGUAUCAUGAAUCAAUUUAAGUGGACCCCGACUUAAACAAGUUGAAAAACUUAUUCGGGUGUUACCAUUUAGUGGUCAAUUGUACGGAAUAUGUACUUCACUGUGCAACCUACUAAUAAAAGUCUCAAAAAGUCUCACGUACGUGACUUUGGGGAAAUAUAUGUGCUGUAUGAACUUUGGGGAGGUGAACGGUACUUUGGGCUGUGGGAUUGAGUGUGUUGUGCAGGUGUUUGAGUUGUAUUGGCGGGUUAUAUGGACGGGAGUGGGGAGGUGUUUGUUAUGUGGUAUUAAUUUGUGGCAUAUUAAAUAUAAGCCUGGUUGUGUUGUGGCUAAUAGAGUAUAUAUAUGUCUAGUGUUUAUUUAUUUUUUAGUCAUUCCCAGCUGAAAAUCAGGUCCCACCCGCCUCUCACAGCAUCUUCCCUAUCUGAAUCGCUCUCACUGCCCUCUAGUCCUUCACUCUCACUUUCCUCAUCCAUGAAUCUUUCAUCCUCGCUCAAAUUAAUGGGGAAAUCGUUGCUUUCUCGGUCCGAAUCGCUCUCGCUGCUGGUGGCCAUGAUUGUAAACAAUGUGCGGAUGUGAGGAGCUCCACAACCUGUGACGUCACGCUACUCGUCUGCUACUUCCGGUACAGGCAAGGCUUUUUUAUCAGCGACCAAAAGUUGCGAACUUUAUCGUCGAUGUUCUCUACUAAAUCCUUUCAGCAAAAAUAUGGCAAUAUCGCGAAAUGAUCAAGUAUGACACAGAAUGGACCUGCUAUCCCCGUUUAAAUAAGAAAAUCGCAUUUCAGUAGGCCUUUAAAAAUGUUGACUAUCACGCUGCAUUAGGUCGAUCUGAUCUCUGUUAAAUUGCGGCUUUAAGCAGGAUUUUAUUUUGAACCCCUGGCCCCAUUCCCAUUAAAAAAUGUUUUCACACUUUUUUAAAUUUAUGUAAACUAUUUUGAUACUUUUUUUAAACAAUUUUGUGUUUCAUGUGAUGCAUGUUUUAUAUAUAAAUUAAUGAAAAAUAAAUGGUUCAAUACAGUAAUCCUCGUUUAUCGCUGUUGAUUGGUUCCGCAAAGUAGAAAAUGUUCAUCUUUAAAU